AUGUUGAGCGUGUUGUGUUUUAAGGUUUUGAGGAAAAUGCAGAGACGGCACAGCAGCAACACUGACAACGUUCCUCCUGAAAGAAACCGGAGCCAAACAGUCAGUUCUGAAACCAGCGUGGAUGAAAGUGGAGUUUUUGAAAGUCUGAAGGCUGAAGCUUCCUCACCACAACAGCUGUUCUCAGGCCUGGCAGGUAUCCCGUCGGGCACCAUCACAGCCACGCCGUUCCAGUCAGGUUUGGUUCUGGGCUCUUCAGCAGGAGGUGGGGAAGUAUUCAUUCAGAUGCCAGCCCCGAGGGAGGAGGGGACCAGUCGUACAGAAGGAGCCCCGUUUCACCACCGGCAAUCGUCCCAUCAUUUCCACCAUGGCCAUCACCGGGGUUCGUCUCUACUGCACAUGGCAGGAGGAGACCGCCACGGGCACGCUGAGGAAGGCAGUGACGAACAGGCUGGGACUCCAGCCCCAGCUCUUUCAGAGUUAAAAGCUGUGAUCGGUUGGCUGCAGAAGGGACUUCCCUUCAUAUUGAUCCUCCUGGCCAAAGUUUGUUUCCAGCAUAAGCUUGGGAUUGCUGUGUGCAUUGGUAUGGCCAGCACGUUCGCGUACGCCAACUCAACGCUCCGAGAACAGGUAGCUCUGAAGGAGAAGAGAUCGGUGUUGGUUGUCUUCUGGAUCCUGGCCUUCCUCACUGGAAACACCUUGUACUUGCUUUACACAUUCAGCUCUCAGCAGCUGUACAACAGCCUUAUAUUUCUGAAACCCAACCUUGAGAGGCUGGACUUCUUUGAUCUCAUGUGGAUUGUGGGGACUGCAGACUUUGUGCUGAAGUACCUCACCAUAGCAUUGAAAUGCCUGAUUGUUGCCCUGCCUAAGAUCAUCCUAGCUGUCAAGUCAAAGGGAAAGUUUUAUCUGGUUAUUGAGGAGCUGAGCCAGCUGUUCCGCUCACUUGUGCCCAUCCAGCUAUGGUAUAAAUACAUCAUGGGAGAUGAUCCGUCCAGCAGCUACUUCCUAGGUGGGAUCCUCAUCAUCCUGUAUAGCCUCUGCAAAUCUUUUGACAUCUGUGGUCGUGUGGGAAGUGUCCGGAAGGCGCUGAAGGUCCUUUGCACCCCACAGACCUAUGGAGUUCGUGCUACCAGCCAGCAGUGCAGUGAGGCAGGUGACAUCUGUGCCAUUUGCCAAGCAGAAUUCAGGGAACCUUUGAUCCUUAUGUGCCAGCAUGUGUUUUGUGAAGAGUGCCUCUGCCUCUGGUUUGACAGGGAGAAGACCUGUCCUCUUUGCCGUUCUGUCACAGUAGAAACCCUGCGUUGCUGGAAAGAUGGCACCACUUCUGCUCAUUUCCAAGUGUAUUAA
Tauraco erythrolophus (red-crested turaco) is the source of this 1347-nucleotide messenger RNA. The record is from RefSeq and is a predicted model, not a curated record. Lineage: Eukaryota; Metazoa; Chordata; Aves; Musophagiformes; Musophagidae.